AUGUUCCACGUGACGCCGCCUGUGGUCGUUUGUUCCUGUGAGUAAAUGGUUCCUCCUGAGAGACUCAGAACAGGAACCUGCAUCAUGGUGGCGGGUUUGUGAAAGAAAAAAAGAAAGAAAACAUUUUCGGAAGAGGAAGCUCUCUGACUUAUUAGUAGUGCGAUGGUUUUUGAGCUUGCGAUUUAUUGGGAUUGAGCUCAGUCUUGAAUAAGGACGGGUUCUGGUGUGGAUUGGACUGUAAAGCCCUCAGAUGAACUCGGGGAGAGCUGCGAACCGCAGACCCAGGCGAGUGUCGAGGCCGGGCCCGGUACCGCCGGACAGAAACCAUCCAGAGAGAGAUGAAGAGGCUGCUGAAGACAUGGUUGCUGAAGAUUCUGGCCCAGGACCUCAGAAUAGUCCUUAUCAACUUCGAAGAAAGUCUCUUUUACCCAAAAGAUCUGUAUAUCCAGCCAAGACUAAUAUGGAGGGUGAUUCCACAUCAACAACAGAACUCUUUGGUCAUCGGGCCAAGCGUGCCAGAGUGUCCAGCAAACCUCAAGAUAUAACGGCUGCUCCAGCAGAGCAGUACCUGCAAGUGAAGCUUCCAGAUGAGGUGGUGCUGAAGAUCUUCUCCUAUCUGCUGGAGCAAGAUCUCUGUCGGGCUGCUUGCGUGUGCAAACGCUUCAGUGAGCUCGCCAACGAUCCCAUACUGUGGAAGAGACUCUAUAUAGAGGUUUUUGAGUACGUCCGUCCCAUGAUGCACCCAGACUCAGGGACAUUUUACCAAAUUAAUCCCGAGGAGUAUGAGCAGCCCAAUCCAUGGAAGGAGAGCUUUCAGCAACUGUAUAAAGGAGCACAUGUGAAGCCAGGCUUUGCAGAACACUUUUACAGUAAUCCUGCCAGAUAUAAAGGGAGAGAGAACAUGCUGUAUUAUGACACUAUUGAGGAUGCAUUAGGUGGCGUACAGGAGGCUCACUUUGAUGGGCUUAUAUUUGUCCACUCAGGGAUUUACACUGAUGAGUGGAUCUAUAUAGAGUCACCAAUCACAAUGAUUGGUGCAGCACCAGGAAAAGUAGCAGAUAAAGUUGUUAUUGAAAACACUAGAGAUUCAACAUUUGUGUUCAUGGAGGGGUCAGAAGAUGCAUAUGUUGGCUAUAUGACAAUAAAGUUUAACCCCGAUGACAAGUCUGCACAGCAUCACAAUGCACAUCACUGUUUAGAGAUCACGGUUAACUGCAGCCCCAUCGUUGACCACUGCAUCAUACGCAGUACAUGCACAGUGGGUUCUGCAGUAUGUGUGAGUGGCCAGGGAGCAUGUCCCACUAUCAGACACUGUAACAUCAGUGACUGUGAGAAUGUCGGCCUGUACAUCACGGACCACGCACAGGGCAUUUUUGAAGAUAAUGAGAUAUCCAACAAUGCUUUGGCUGGGAUCUGGGUUAAGAAUCAUGGAAAUCCCAUCAUUAGACGGAAUCACAUCCACCAUGGUAGAGAUGUGGGAGUCUUUACUUUUGACCAUGGGAUGGGUUAUUUUGAAAGCUGCAACAUUCAUAGAAAUCGGAUAGCAGGAUUCGAAGUGAAGGCAUACGCUAACCCCACCGUAGUGCGCUGUGAAAUCCAUCAUGGACAGACUGGGGGCAUAUAUGUACAUGAAAAGGGCAGAGGGCAGUUCAUUGAGAACAAGAUCUAUGCAAACAACUUUGCUGGUGUAUGGAUUACCUCGAAUAGUGACCCUACCAUCAGGGGUAAUGCGAUCUUUAACGGCAAUCAAGGAGGUGUUUACAUAUUCGGCGACGGCAGGGGUCUUAUUGAAGGAAAUGACAUAUAUGGAAACGCCUUGGCAGGGAUUCAGAUCCGGACCAACAGCUGCCCUAUUGUCCGGCACAACAAGAUCCAUGAUGGCCAACAUGGAGGCAUUUAUGUGCAUGAGAAAGGCCAAGGUGUGAUUGAGGAAAAUGAAGUGUACAGUAACACAUUAGCGGGUGUGUGGGUAACCACAGGAAGCACUCCUGUACUGCGCAGGAAUAGAAUACACAGUGGGAAACAGGUUGGUGUUUAUUUCUAUGAUAAUGGGCAUGGAGUGCUGGAAGACAAUGACAUCUACAACCACAUGUAUUCCGGAGUUCAGAUCAGGACAGGAAGCAACCCAAAAAUUAGACGAAACAAAAUCUGGGGUGGACAAAAUGGUGGCAUCCUCGUUUACAACUCGGGUUUGGGAUUGAUAGAAGACAAUGAGAUCUUUGACAACGCCAUGGCAGGGGUUUGGAUCAAGACAGACAGCAACCCAACACUUCGUCGGAAUAAGAUCCACGAUGGGAGAGAUGGAGGAAUUUGCAUAUUCAAUGGAGGACGAGGGUUACUGGAGGAGAAUGACAUCUUCAGGAACGCCCAGGCAGGAGUCCUCAUCAGCACCAACAGUCACCCAGCACUGCGGAAAAACAGGAUAUUUGAUGGCUUUGCUGCAGGUAUUGAGAUCACAAACCAUGCGACGGCAACUUUAGAAGGAAAUCAGAUUUUUAACAACCGCUUUGGUGGUUUGUUUCUUGCUUCUGGUGUCAAUGUGACCAUGAAAGAUAAUAAGAUAACGAACAAUCAAGACGCCAUUGAGAAAGCUGUGAGCCGAGGACAGUGCCUGUAUAAGAUUUCCAGCUACACCAGCUAUCCAAUGCAUGACUUUUACAGAUGUCACACCUGUAACACGACAGACCGCAAUGCAAUUUGUGUGAACUGCAUCAAGAAAUGUCACCAAGGACAUGAUGUAGAGUUUAUUAGACACGAUAGGUUUUUCUGUGACUGUGGUGCUGGAACACUUUCCAACCCAUGCACGUUGGCCGGAGAGCCGACACAUGACACGGAUACACUGUACGACUCUGCUCCUCCUAUAGAGUCCAGCACACUGCAGCACAACUGAGUCUGUGACCUCAGGAGACUCACCGCCACUCUUUAGGGACUGACCGCUGCCUUUUUUAGCCAUUUUCAUUACAGUACAGUGCUUUGAGAAGUGGCCGCUGCCGACAGACGACUCUACAAGCUUCCGUUACCAAAUGACACCUUUGAAUUUAAUGGCUCCAGGCCGAGCUGCUUCAGAUGUUCACAUGCAAGAGCUCUUUCAUUGUCCAUAGCAUCAUCAGAAACAUCUCGUACAAAUCCAUAUACAUUCAGCACAUCAGAUUUCUACUUCACAAUCCAGUGCUGAAAUGAUUUUAGAACUAAUUCCAUCUCCAUAAAAGAAUUUCCCAAAUACUACAUUCAGAAGAAAGCUUAUGAUAAAAGCGAUUUGUAAUGCGAGCGAUGAAGAGACACUUAUUUUAAAACAUGAUGAAAGCAGCCAUUCUGUUCUGGAGAUGUUUUCAGAGACAGGAAAAGAAGAUGGGAAUGGAAACGUUGGCUGAUUUGGGGUAAACGAUUGCAGGUUCAUAUCUGGAGCAAAAGAGCAGUUUCUUCCUGCCAAACUCCAGACGGUGAUGAAUACGACCAGCACUGCAGCGUUUUUACAGAAUUCAACUGCUAUUCAAUUUUAACGCUUUCUCAUAGUUUUGUAUUUUCAGGCGGGGAAUCUUAAAUGUACUUGAAUGUUUUAUUUUAUUAAAUAUUAAUUUUGGGAGUUGUAAAA
Messenger RNA from Silurus meridionalis, 3592 nucleotides. It is a transcript of the gene fbxo11a, whose product is annotated as F-box protein 11a. The transcript is spliced from 22 exons. Lineage: Eukaryota; Metazoa; Chordata; Actinopteri; Siluriformes; Siluridae. The coding region runs from base 251 to 2890 and encodes 879 amino acids. Gene Ontology annotation, biological process: regulation of apoptotic process; ubiquitin-dependent protein catabolic process; protein ubiquitination. Gene Ontology annotation, molecular function: protein binding; zinc ion binding. The record is from RefSeq and is a predicted model, not a curated record.